Messenger RNA from Punctularia strigosozonata HHB-11173 SS5, 2139 nucleotides. RefSeq lists its product as uncharacterized. The record is from RefSeq and is a predicted model, not a curated record. Lineage: Eukaryota; Fungi; Basidiomycota; Agaricomycetes; Corticiales; Punctulariaceae. The transcript is spliced from 6 exons. Gene Ontology annotation, biological process: regulation of proteolysis; proteasome-mediated ubiquitin-dependent protein catabolic process. The coding region runs from base 22 to 2139 and encodes 705 amino acids. Gene Ontology annotation, molecular function: ubiquitin protein ligase binding. Gene Ontology annotation, cellular component: cytoplasm.
CGUUGCCAAAUAGCUGGAGAAAUGUCUGAGAAUACCCGCCAAGUUGGCGCGUCGCCCAUAUCUUCCUCGCCUGGUCGGUCUUAUCCCCUUGCUCGUCCGCAUUGGCCGUGGUCAACGUAUACGCAUCGCUCGUCUUCUUCAACACCUAGCAUCGCUUCCAGUCAUGGACACGCUCGCACAUCAACACUCAGUGGAUCAUGGGAACCUCGCUCGCUGGGGUCCUCCACGAUGACGGGCACCAGCACGCCUGGAGGCGCACCCCAGGCAUUCGUCAGACAGGAUAGUGUAUUCAAUGUCGCGGCGCAGGACGAUGCCAUGAGACACUGGACAUUUACGGCCUUUGAAUGGGUAGUGCGGGAUGUCCGAAGGCUGAAGGACUUCGUUGAAGCAGAUCACGUCGAUGGCGCGAGUGCUCCGUCAGAGUACGACAGGGUGCACGAGGAUACCUCUUCCAGCUUCGGUGUCUUUAGAGACUCGCCGCUGUUGGGAGACGGGAAAUUCAAGCUUGAAAUCGGUAUGCUCGCACCCGUGUUAAAGACCUUGCGCUCACACAUCCCAGCCAUGUCUUCGACGUCUAUCCAGAGCAAUCCCGGAUCUGAAAGAAUCCUCGUCUUGUCUAUCACUUCAUUAAUGGUCGACUUUCAUCAAGCUGACUAUGACGCGUCGAUCAUGGUAGCGAUCAAAUGUCAGGACGACAAAGCAGGCGAGCGAGGUGCGAGGCCAGCUUGGGUAUGGGAGGCGUGGCAAAAUGAGUGGACAUUCCGUUCUGAUAGUGAAGUUUGGGAAUGCCCCUUGCCAUCAUUGUCAUCGCUAUUGGAAAACUAUCGCAUCAACAGCAGUGACUCAUUUGUCAUUUGUGUUCAGAUACACUCUCCACUUGGGCCAUUCUUUCCACAGCAGCCGUCUGCUUAUUAUGUACCAAGGGAUCUUCUUGAAGGUCUUGAGGCGUCUUUGGAUAAUGCCAAUACCGGUGACGUACGCUUUGUCUGUUUGGAGCGGAGUUUCGAGGAUGCUGCAUCAGGCGAAAUACCCCCAAGCCCUUCGCUUUCUACGCAGAGCAGCCGCAGAUCGUCUUCGGGAUCAGCGUCGACUCCGUUCUUACCACACUUGACGGCUCGAAAGCGCACGAUCUACGCUCAUUCGGAUAUCCUCAUCCGCAGAUCAGAGUAUUUCGCCACCAUGCUUUCUUCGGCCUUCGCCGAAACUUCGCAAGGCAUAGUUCCUGGAGAGCGCAAAGUCUAUACCAUCGUGGUUGAAGAAGCCGACUUUAAUACGAUAUACUGGCUUUUGAAAUGGAUCUACGGCAACUGGUUGCUUUUCAGAGACGACGACGACCCACGAGAAGCUGUCAGUGGCACUGGCGCUGGCUGGAGCACGAAAUGGCUGCACUCUCGCGGUAACGAAUGGGAUUGGAAGACGUUCAGCAAAAGCGUAGCAAGUAUUGGAAGUGUCCGUUCCGCGACAAGUGGUCAUCAAGAUCAGAGCUCUGCUGGUGACAAAGGAAAGCAAACCGACCGGUCCAGAAACAUAGUUUCAGCAUCCACGCCAUCUAUAACACGGAGCACAACUUCCAAACCUACGAUGCCUGGAAUCACUUCCAGGCAGUCAAGCGGUGUUACCACGUUGCGCCAUGGUGCUCCUUCCAGUGGCUCGACCACAACGAGCGUUAUGGCUGGUGGCGUCUCUUCAAGCUCAUCGAAUCAGGCAAAGUCUGUACCCCUUCCUUCAAGCUACCCGUUGUCGCCCAGAGCGUCCAGACACCCUGCUUCAACUCCAUCAAUACCUGAUCCGCAUCCUCACCCGACACCGCCUCCGCCGCCUGCGUCUGCCCUUUCCGUGUACCAGGUGGCGCAUCGUUACGCAAUCCCUGGCCUGGCUUCGCUUGCUCUGGAACAUAUGAUGGCUACUCUCACACCUGCACGAUCAUUCGCUCUUCUGCUUGCGACCUCCUUGUGGGAUGAGCUACAUGCGCUUGUAGAAGAUUACGUGGUAGAACGCUGGGAAGAGGUUGCUGUUACUCCGGAAUUCGAGAGCUGCUGCGUUGAAGUGGCGGCUGGGGAGUGGGGCACGGAAGGCGGUAAAACGCUCACGGCCCUCUUCAGGCGGCUUAGGUCGCCGCUCGGCUUCAGUAGAUCUUGA